Molecule: messenger RNA, 993 nt
Organism: Belonocnema kinseyi
Lineage: Eukaryota; Metazoa; Arthropoda; Insecta; Hymenoptera; Cynipidae
Product: smoothelin-like protein 1
Exons: 5
Coding region: 185-700 (171 amino acids)
Biological process (GO): actin cytoskeleton organization
Cellular component (GO): filamentous actin; microtubule organizing center
Molecular function (GO): protein binding
Source: RefSeq, a predicted model, not a curated record
CGCGCUCAUCAGAGCCUUACGUUUUUGUUUGAUAAGUAACCAGUUAGUGCGUCUUUGCAAGAACUUAAAAUUAACGAAAACUGCAGCGAGCAACGAAUCCGCGCUGAGUUUAAGACGCUGUGAUAGCCGAAAGCCUAUUUUUUAUGUCGUGUCUGAUGUGUGUUUCCGAAGCCAUGGAGUAGAGAUGGAUGUUAGUAAACUCGAGGCAGCUCCGAUAAGCACGCCAAUAAAGAAGCCAAUGUCACCUUUUGCGAAAUUUCGCCAACUCGACCGACAAAAUAGUGCACCAAGUUCGCCAAGCACUCCGAAAACUCCGGGGAAGGAUUUUCAGUUCAAGUUUACCGAUCCCGUGGUGCAAAACAAUGCAGUCCAGAUAAAGGAACGACUGUUGGCGUGGUGCCGUGCCAAAACCAAAGAAUACGAGAAUGUCCAACUGGAUAAUUUCUCGACAAGCUGGAGCAAUGGAUUAGCUUUCUGCGCACUUCUUCAUCAUUUUAGGCCAGAAGCUUUCGAUUAUCACAGCCUCCGCCCUGAAGAUCGAAAAAAAAAUUUCCAAUUGGCAUUUGAAAAAGCUGACGAAAUCGCGGGGAUCGCGCCGCUGUUGGAUGUCGAGGACAUGGUGAUGAUGCGCCGCCCGGAUUGGAAGUGCGUUUUUACAUACGUCCAGUCGAUUUACCGCCGUUUUAAGGACGAAGAUUAAGCGAUCAGCGCACGUUGUUUUUAUUAUUAUUAUUAUUAUUGCUAUUAUUAUUAUUAUUAUUAUUAUUAUUGGACUCGUUUUUGUUAUUAUUGGACUUUAGCGCAGUACGUCGUGAGAGAGACAAUUGCGACACGAGCUUAUAUUUUGUAUUUCUGGCGUGAAACUGUACUGCAAAGAUAUAAUAUAUAUGUUUAUAUAUUUACAAGAAUCCCCAAGCCUUUUGUAUAUACUUCAAAGUUCUAACAACUCGAUUUAGAAUACCGAAAUACGAAAUUACUUAAUUUAUAAACUUA